UGGUGAUUGAAAUUAUAUUUAUUAUUAUGAUUUUAUUUCUAAUUCUUUUGAAAUAAAGCUCAUUACUAUAUUAAUUGUUUUAGCAGCUAUAACUAAGAGAGCUCAGAUUCCUUUCUCUUCAUGACUUCCUGCUGCUAUAGCAGCUCCUACUCCUGUUUCUGCUUUAGUUCAUUCUUCUACUCUUGUUACUGCUGGUGUUUAUUUAUUAAUUCGUUUUAGACCAAUAUUGGAUACUUAUAAUUGUGGUUGAUUUUUACUUUUAAUUGGUUGUAUAACUAUAUUUAUGGCUGGAUUGGGCGCUAAUUUUGAGUUUGAUUUAAAGAAGAUUAUUGCUCUUUCUACUUUAAGACAACUUGGUUUAAUAAUAAGAAUUUUGGCUAUAGGUUAUCCAAAGCUUGCAUUUUUUCAUUUAUUGGCUCAUGCUCUAUUUAAGGCAUUAUUAUUUAUAUGUGCAGGUUCAAUAAUUCAUAAUUUGAAGGAUUCUCAGGAUAUUCGUUUUAUAGGAUCAAUUGUUAAUUUCAUACCUUUAACUUCAGUUUGUUUUAAUGUUUCUAGUUUAUCUUUGUGUGGAAUACCUUUUUUAGCGGGAUUUUAUUCAAAGGAUUUAAUUCUUGAGAUGGUUUGUUUAAGAUGAAUUAAUUGUUUAAUUUUUUUUCUUUAUUUUUUUUCUACUGGUUUAACUGCUUCUUAUUCUUUUCGUUUGUUUUAUUAUUCAAUAUCUGGUGAUAAUAAUUUUUAUUCUAGAUUUUCUUUUGAUGAUAAGGGUUAUUAUAUUUCAUUUGGAAUAAUUGGUCUAUUGUUUGUUGCUGUUUUUGGUGGUAGUCUUUUAUCUUGAUUAAUUUUUCCUAUUCCUCAUGUGAUUGCUUUACCUUAUUAUUUAAAGUUUUUAACUAUUACAGUUGU
Molecule: messenger RNA, 903 nt
Organism: Schistocerca gregaria
Lineage: Eukaryota; Metazoa; Arthropoda; Insecta; Orthoptera; Acrididae
Product: NADH-ubiquinone oxidoreductase chain 5-like
Exons: 2
Coding region: 284-634 (116 amino acids)
Biological process (GO): ATP synthesis coupled electron transport; electron transport coupled proton transport
Molecular function (GO): NADH dehydrogenase (ubiquinone) activity
Source: RefSeq, a predicted model, not a curated record